Messenger RNA from Symbiodinium sp. CCMP2456, 4314 nucleotides. The record is from the annotation of a GenBank genome assembly. NCBI's taxonomy places the organism in Eukaryota, Dinophyceae, Suessiales, Symbiodiniaceae.
AUGGACUGGCCCUCCUUCAUAAAAUCGGUGGAGGAGGAGUCGCCCGGUGAUGUCGUGGUGGAGGCGGCCGUCCAAUGGUUCACAGAGAAGCUGAAGGCGAGCAAACCGUCGUUGGCUGAAGGCUUCACGGAAGCCUCUGUUGAAUCGUUGCUGCCAUCUGACAUCGUCGUACAGGCAUGCUGUCGAAGAGUCAUGAGAGCAGUGGAGUCCGUAAGUAAAGCCAAAAGGUUGCAAGUAGCACAGCUGCCAGCGGCUGUUCCAAGUGCAGUUGCUAAUGCUUCAGCUGGGGGUUUGGCGAACUUGUUGGCACCUGCCAAGACGGCCGAUGUAGCAAACCUGCUGGACAACGCAUCCUUGAAAGGAGUGUCUUUCAGCUUGCAAGCAGAGCAAGGCUUGUGGAGCGCUAUGCAGGCCCACAGUGACGAGGCCCGUGUCGCCAACAAGACACCGUUCCUGUUCGUGGACCUCACAGCUGCACACUGUCUGCCAAUGUGGCUGACACCAGAUCAGAUAGGGGGCAAAUUUCAUUUGCGAGAUGACCAGGAAUGGGCCCUCCAGGGUGGUCAGAGCAUCACAAACUUGCAAGAACUUGGACGGGCGUUGAAAAGUGCAACAGCGUCGACGAGGUUCUUCAGAUCGGUAGCGCAGUGGAACGGGGCAUUCAUGCGAUAUGCCAUUGUGGCUGUGGCUACGAAGCAGUUGACGUGGCCAGAUGUGCUAUCACACGCUGACAUUGUCAUGCAGCUGGCAGAGCAAGAACGGCUGAAAGGUCGGCCGCCGUACCUGGCUUUUGUCUACGAGGAGAUUGUGAGGAAAAGCUUUGCACGCAGGGCCGAGAAAAGAGAUCCUGACCUCAAGAUAAGCCAGGAAAUUCAACGUGUGGACAAGGAUAUCUUGGACAUAGCACGACACAGACUGGCAGAUGUCUUGAAGGAUGCCGGCAUGGAGGGAGCAUCAGAGCCAGGCACGUUGAAUGCAAAGGUCUCGAUGACGGCUGAGGCCCUCAUCAACAAACAAACUGCUGUCUCAGAAGCUGCGCGAAAACAGGCAGAAAUGGUAUCCAAGCAGUUGGUUGAGACUCAGCAGCUCAUUUUGGAAAAGGGUCGGGCUGCUGCUGCUGACGGCAAAGGUGAUGGUCGGAAAGGCACUCCAACCAGCCUCACGCCCAGCAAGAGAGACACUGGGGUCCAUCCGGACUUUGCUGGAAUGCCGACAUUGUUCGAUGAGUUGCCCGAUGCUGGUGCAACCGACCCGAUAUUCCUCGAGUGCUUUGCCGGUGAUGCGGUGUUCACCAUGAGUGUGAUGCUACAUGGUCUGCCUUGUGCCAAACCAGUGGAUGUCCGGUACGGCCCUCAGUGUGAUGUAACGAUUGACGGUGACAGAUGGCUCACUGCGGCGAAGUCAGGAUCAAUAAAGCACGGGCACUUUGGAACGCCGUGCCAGUCAAUGACAUUUGCGAGGGAACCGCAGCUACGCGAUGCGAAGCAUCCGUGGGGUUUGCCAGAUUUGAUGCCGCACCAAGAGGAAUUAGUGAGACUGGGUAAUGCUCUUGCCGUUUUUACUGCGAACAUGUGCGCGUGUUUGUGGUCGGCUGGGUCGACCUUCAGCAUUGAGAACCCAGCUCACUCUUGGUUGUGGGUGUUGCAGCCAAUGAGGAUUAUCCAAGCGUUGCCUGGGGUUCAGAUCCUGCAAGUGCGAUUCGCAGACUUUUUGGUCCCCUUCGCUAAGCCAACAGUGUUUCUUCACAAUGUGGCACUAUGGCACAAACUCCGUCAAAGUGUUUUCCCGUGGCCUGGUAAGCUGACUGUUCUGAGGGGAUCCGAGCUGCCAGCUGAGGUGCGCGAAGCGCAGGCAUUCACAGACGUGGUACCUUCCAUGGGCCCCUUCUUGGUGCGUCACCCAUCUCUGGAGCCGUCGGUGUUUUCAGAGCCUCUGGAAGAAGCUUUGAAAUUUGAAAUCAGAGUCCGGAUCAAUCCAGCAGUUGCGGGAUCAACGGGAGGUUGGCGGACUCGCAUAGUGGACCACUAUACCGAGCGGGUCCCUGUGGCACCUGAGCACUUGGAGUUCAUGACGGAUACGCCACAGUGUGUCACAUGGUCUGACGCUGCGGGGGCCACGAGAUGGGUCGCUGCAAUAGUGUCGGUCCAUGGACAGUACUUUUGGACUCGUUUGAAGACGCCGGAGGCCAUCUGGGAACAACUCCUUGAUAGGGGUGACUUUCAGAUUGGUUUUCAGGAGCUUCUAGGCUUGCUGUUGGCUUGGGGUACCUUUGGCCAUUUGUUGGCACGGACGUGCUGGGUGGCUUUCGUAGACAAUGACGGUGUGUUGCAUGCUGUCAUGAAGGGCGGGGGCGGCGGUCCAGAAUCGUUUGCGUGCAUCGGUCACUUGUGGCUUGACCUGGCUGCAGCUCAAGUGGAUUUGCAUGUGGGUCGUGUGGAGUCUGCUGCGAACCCAGCGGAUGGGCCAACACGAGAUUCGCUUGAAGUGCUGCAGCGAAUGAAAGCCACAUGGAUGCAGAAUGCCGUGUAUCAGUUUCGCUUUGCAGCUUUGUCCGUUUGCCAUGUCUUGAUGGCCGCGCAUCAGCAACUACAACAACCUGCGAUGAUCAGUUCUGGACUCUUGCCAAACACACUUGAUGCGAGCAAGCAUGCUUGGACAUCAUCAAGAUGGAAAGCCACCGUAUGGGUACAAGAGGUUUUGGAGGCUUUCGUGUUGGGUCAGGGUCAAGAGAUGACUCGCUUGUUGAAGCAGGCAGAACGCAUGCAACUUGACAGGGAUGAUGUGGCGGUAACCGGUGUGCGAGUCGUGCUGGAUGCUCCUGAAAUAUGGAAAGACUUGCCUGAAGGGAUUCAGAAGAGGCGGGAUGAGCUUAGCGCCAGCUGGCGAAAGCUACGUAAUGGUGAUUCUCGGGCCCGACAUCCUCUAGGUGGUUGCAGGCCGUCUGAAUUCAAGGACAAGGUCUAUGACAUGGCGCACUGGUUAGUGCAAGUUGAUGGGACUGCUACGUUAGCGGUAUGGCACCAACGGGCGGCGAUGCAACUCGUCGGACGGGGAUUCCAUCAUCCAUCUCAUCUUGAUGGGCUUUCUGCUGCGACAGCUAUGAAGUUUGGGCAAUGUGAGAAAGGAAGGACAUUGCUCAAGCAAGCAGUUGCCACUGCCACUUCGCAGGCGUGUCGCAAGCGCGCUCGGUUGGCACAGACCUGGGCCAUAGAGCGGAAACAACUCCGGUCCGCCGAGGCCAUGGCGGAAGAGUGUAUCCUCAACAGCGAGCAGGCAGCUGGUUGUUCCAUUGGUUCCGGCAACGAUCAGUCCGGCCCGAGGGUUGCAAUAGCACGGGCAGCGAAUCAACCAGAUGCACUCCAGAGUCUGCAAAGAAGGGCAGAAGAGCUGAAACAGUCGUCUCGAAAGGACAAAAAGUCGUUGGCGUCUGGCCUUAGGGCAUGGCACGCUUUUGCAGUUUCGGUAUUGGGCUACAGCGCUGAGGAGUCUCUGCCUCCAGCAUCUUCGAAACAUGUGCUCAUGUUUCUGGCUUUGUUCCAAAACGCUGGCACGGCGGCAAACUACGUGGGUUGCAUUGCUUGGGCCUGCAAAUACUGGGGGCUGGGAUUGCAGUGGCAGGAUGACGAAGUCAAGCUGGCCAUGCAAGGCUUGAAGAAGCAGCAGCAGCAGCGAACAUGUGGAAUACUGUCCAGUCCGCUAUUGCUGGAUCAAACCACAGUAUCCCGCUUGGUCGCGUUUUGCACUGAGCUUGAGCAGUUUAUGGAGGCAGCGGAUUUGUUCGUCCUGGCAUGGCAGUUCCUUCUGAGAGUUCAGUCCGAGGGAGUUCCUAUAGAAGUUGGUAAUGAGGUUGAGCUGCGUUGCUUGCCUCCUGAACGGCAUUCUGCUCUUGUGGUGGACAAUGAUGGCAAUAUUCACCUCCGUCUUCGAUGUAGGAAAAACAAACCUGAGGGAUCAUUGCUUAUGCGGCCAUGCUCAUGUGACAUGCUAGGUGGUUCAAUGAUGUGCGCAUCCCAUCGUCUGCAGCGUCGCAUGAGGGACAUGGAACCAGGGCAAAGACUUUUUCCGCGAGGCGCUUCUUUUUACCUCAAGUGUUUGCACAGGGCUCUGGGGUUGAUUGGUGUGUCGUGUGCCUCCGGUUUUGGGUUUAAAGCAUUCCGAGCUGGACGAGCCACGCAGCUUGCGCGUGAGGGCAAGCCAACUCAUAUCAUUAUGCAGCUGGGAGAGUGGAAGAGCGCGUCAAUCCUCAACUAUGUUUCCGCUGAUGCGUUGGAUGCUUCAGUUUUUUGGAGAGAGGUGCAUGAAGAGUCUAAUUAG